This is a messenger RNA of Carya illinoinensis, 1455 nucleotides long. RefSeq lists its product as uncharacterized. NCBI's taxonomy places the organism in Eukaryota, Viridiplantae, Streptophyta, Magnoliopsida, Fagales, Juglandaceae. The record is from RefSeq and is a predicted model, not a curated record. The transcript has 2 exons. The coding region runs from base 663 to 1247 and encodes 194 amino acids.
CUAACAAAAACCUACGAGAACACAAAUCCUACGAGAAAACAAAUCCAACACAAAUCCUACGAGAACACAAAUCCUACAAGAACACAAAUCCAACACAUAACCCACGAGAACACAAAUCCGACACAAAUCUAGAGUGAGAAAGGGCCUCUCUUACCGCCGUGGAGUGGAGUGGAAGAUCUUGCACCAAUGAGGUUUUCUGCCUUGAUUCGGAAGUGAGAGGAUCUGGUUUCGGAAGAGAGGAAACAAGAAUGGAGGAGGAGAAUGGGUGAGUAAACGGGAAUGGAGGAAGAGAAUAGAUCUGGUUUCGGAAGAGAGGAAACGAGAAUGGAGGAGGAGAAUAGAGAGAGGAAACGGGAAUGGAGAACAGGUCUGGUUUCAAAAGAGAGCGAAUGGUUUUGAAAGAGAGGCAAUGGGUCUGAGACGAUUUCAUGUUGGGGAGAGGGGGAUGGGUAAACGAGCCGCCUUAAGUAAGGAAUCGUGACAUGGCGGUCAGACCUUGUUUGCCAUGUUACGGUGUGUGGUGUAUGCAGAGGAACUAGCUUAAGUGUAAACUUUCUCGUUGCAAAAUAUUAAAAAACCCUCAGAUUAACGUCUCCCGGACUUUCGUAAUAGAUAAGCUGGGAAAGCGAACGCCACUCCUACAAACAGAGACAAGGACCUGAAUGUCCAUCCCUCUGCAGGCUUUAUCUUUCCUAGUGUUGUUUAGUGGCUGUGGUUGCAUCCUCAACUUUCAAAUGCUUUCUCUGCGAAUUCUCUCAUUUCUCAACAGGCAACCAUUGUCAUCUCCACCAGUAUCUCUCUCCAACAAGCCCAUUAAUACAUUCAUCUCUCAAUCCUUAACAUAUGGUGAUGAUUUUGCGUUUAAGAAAGGAAGAGCACGGCCAUCUUCUUUUUCAUCCUAUAUCGUUCGUGCAGUGGAGAAGGAUUCACACCAGUUUGAGGUAGUCCCAGAUAAGGCUAGAGAAGCCCUCCAAGAGCUUGACCAGCAGCUUCAAUCCUUCUCCGAGAAAAAAAUCAGCCUUCCAAAGAUAAGAGCUUCAGAUGUGAAAUUUACUAAAGAGCAAAUGACCGAUCAAGAAGAAUUUUCAGAUUCUUAUCUAGCAUAUUCAGCUAUUGGUCUUGUACUUUUCACCAUUUUAUAUAAUAUAUUUUUUGAGACGGUAAUAAAAGCAGCUGUAGAUAUUCCAUUGGUAGCACCGGCUACUACAGCGGUGACAGAACCUUCCAAAGACCAAACAAGUAAUUAAAAGCAACAAUCAGAGCAUAGCAGUUUUGAAGCAGCUGCCACUUGACAUUAGUACCUGAGGUUUCCAUUCAACCAUGCAGUUUUGAUUUCCUAGAAGCAAUACUCAUAGGCAAGCUUUUGUUGAUUUGCUGUAAUUUCUUAUAACUUCCAAAGGAAUUUAGUUUCUGUUGUAAGAAUUAUUGUGUAUAUAUAUAUAUAUAUUUUUUUUU